AUGUCUGAACAUAAUUCCUGUUUCUUGUAUAAUAAUUGUACAUCAGAUAUAGGUUCUUCAGGUACAUUGUAUAAAACAAUUCUUAUUAUAGUUGGUGGGUCAAUUUUAUCUUUCUUAACAACAGUUGGUAAUUUACUUGUUUUAAUAUCAUUUCGUAUUAAUAAACAAUUACGUACCGUAACAAAUUAUUUUUUAUUAUCACUUGCUAUUGCUGAUUUUACAAUUGGAUGUUUUUCUAUGCCAAUAUUUUUUACAUUUUUUGAACAAGAUCGUUGGCCAUUUGAUCAAUUUUUAUGUGAAGUAUGGCUUAGUGUAGAUUAUACAAUGUCAAAUGCAUCAGUUGCUAAUCUUUUACUUAUAUGUUUUGAUCGAUAUUUUUCUAUUACAAGACCAUUAACAUAUCGAUCAAAGCGAACACCAAAACGUGUAUCACUUAUGAUUGGCUGUGGAUGGGCUAUAUCAUGUCUUAUAUGGACACCGUGGAUUUGGGCUUGGCCAUUAUUCGAUAAAAGUUUACCACCAGUGGCAAUUCCAACAGCAAUUGCUGCUUUUUAUUUACCCGUUACAUUAAUGUGUUUACUUUAUUUUCGUAUUUAUCGUGAAACAGUUAAACGUCGUAAAGAAUUACAUCUUUUACAAGCUCAACAUCAUAGUUCAAUAUCACAAACAAUAACACCAACAAAUUCCAAUCCAAAUGGUGGUGGUUUAACAAAAAAUUUAAGUAUUAUUGGAACAACAUCAGGUAUUGAACAAGAUGAAAGUAUAUCAACAGAUUCAAAUCGAUCUCAUGGAAGAAUUUUAUCAAUACAAAAUUCCACAAAUAAAAAUUUAAUUUUAUCAAAUACUAAAAAACAAAAUAAAUUUAUUCAUACUUUUAAUAAUAAUUGUUGUUUUUGUUGGAAGAGAAAUUGUAAUGGUACACAAUCCGAACAAACUAAAGAUGAUGAUGAUGAAUCUUCAAGUGAAAUUCGCCCUGUAAUAUCUCCAACUAUCGAUCAAAAUUUAACUGAUUCUUAUUCGAUAUCAAAUAAUAACGAACAAAUAAAAGUAAUUCCAGCUACUGAUCCAUGGAUUCGUCGAUGUGAUCAACCAUUAUCAACAGAAUCUAUUAGUGAUCAAGAACAACAACAACAACAAAAAUCAACACAAUAUGAAACUCAUCCAUGUUAUCAUUCAUUAUCAUCAACAUCCGAAGAUUGUCUUUCUCAACAACAGCAACAACAACAACAAAAUCGUCAAUUAAUUAACACUAUUGAUAAAGAUAUUGAAUAUGUUGAAUCAAGAUUACGUGGUCAAACAACAGUAUCACUUCCAACUCCUCAUCCAACAAAUUAUACUCACAAUAAUAGUUGGCGACGAUCAUCUAGUCGUAAUUAUAUAAAUGUCGUACCAUCUUUAUCAUUGAAUGAUCAACAACCAGCACGCCAUCUCAAUGAAAAAUAUACAAUUAUUAGUAAUAAACAAUCAUCAAAUGGAGCACUUGGAUCUAAUAAAUCGUCAACAACACCAAAAUCUCAAACAAAUGAAAGUGUUAAAACAGUUAAAAGACGUAUAGAAAAAAUAAAAGAUCAAAAAGCUGCUAAAACAUUAAGUGCUAUUUUAAUUGCUUUUAUUGUAACAUGGCUGCCUUAUAAUACAAAUAUAAUUAUAUCAACUAUAAAACCAGAUAUAUUCUCACAUGGUUUUCCAAUGUAUUGGGAACGUUUUGGUUAUAUGUUAUGUUAUGUUAAUUCAACCAUAAACCCAAUGCUAUAUGCUUUAUGUAAUGGAACAUUUCGACGAACAUUUGCUAGUAUACUUCGUUGUCAAUGUCAUCGACGUCAUACAAUAAAAUAUUUACAAAAAUCUUAUCGUUUUCAAGCAAACAAAAAUAUUAAUAACAAUAAUUUUUAA
Messenger RNA from Adineta steineri, 1893 nucleotides. The record is from the annotation of a GenBank genome assembly. Lineage: Eukaryota; Metazoa; Rotifera; Eurotatoria; Adinetida; Adinetidae.